CUUCAAAGUUUUCUCUUUUUUCUCUCCUCUUUGAAAAAGUUGAAAUCUUUUUAAGUUUAUUUUCAAGAAUAUUAUUGAAGAUACAAGAUGUUGGAAAAUCAAGAUUUGGGAUUGAGUUUGAGUCUUAGUUUUCCAGAAAAUAAAACAACAAAUUCAUUGCAGCUGAAUUUGUUCUCUUCUUUGGCUUCUACAACUUCUCCUUCUAGUCUUUCACAUUUCAAUUUAUUUCAAAGAAAUUCUUGGACUGAUUCUAUUCCCUCUUCAGAUCGGAACUUGGAGACAUGCAGAACUUUUUUAAAGGGAAUAGAUGUGAACAGAAUACCAACAAUUACAGAUACAGAAGAAGAAGAAGGUGGAGUUUCUUCACCAAAUAGUACUAUUUCAAGUUUGAGUGGAAAUAAGAGAAAUGAAAGAGAAAUAAAUUGUGAGGAAGAAUUGGAUUGUUGUAGAGGUAUUAGUGAUGAAGAAGAUGGAGAAACUUGUAGAAAAAAACUAAGGCUUACUAAAGAUCAAUCUGCUGUUCUUGAAGAGAGUUUUAAAGAACACAACACUCUCAACCCUAAGCAAAAGCAAGCUUUGGCAAAGAGACUGGGGUUGAGGCCUAGGCAAGUGGAGGUUUGGUUUCAAAACAGAAGGGCAAGGACAAAGUUGAAGCAAACUGAAGUAGACUGUGAAUUCUUGAAGAGAUGUUGUGAGAAUCUAACUGAAGAAAACAGGAGAUUACAAAAGGAAGUUCAAGAGUUAAGGGCACUAAAGCUAUCACCUCAAUUUUACAUGCAAAUGACCCCUCCCACCACCCUCACCAUGUGCCCGUCAUGUGAGCGUGUCGCGGGCCCACCAACUCCAUCCCCGUCAGGGCCCACAAAUGUCGACCCUCGAGCCCACCAAAUGGGCCUGGCCCAACAACAACGGCCGAUGCCAUUUAAUCUUUGGGCCACCUCUCCCGUCCCGCACAGGCCCAUCAAUGCCCUAAACCCUAGAUCGUGAUUUUGCCAUCGACGGAAGGGUAAUUUGGUCAUUGGGUUGAUAUACUAAUCUUGGAAAAUCCCAGCAACAUGAUGUGUAUGUAUGAAAAUAGGUCUAAGAUAUGGUUUGUUUAGAUAUGAAGGAUUUGGUGGGUCUCAAAAAUUCUUGGUUUUAUUUUGGACCCAUCUUUUUCUUGUAUUGACCAGCUAGUGUAGUCAUUUUACUCUUUUUAGUAAUAGUAGUUUCAUAUUCCCCAUUAUAAGUUUCAAAUGGUGGGGACUAAAGACUAGAGAAGAGGACUUUUGAUGCAAAGCAAUCAAGUGACACCCAAUUGCGUGAAA
Molecule: messenger RNA, 1307 nt
Organism: Nicotiana attenuata
Lineage: Eukaryota; Viridiplantae; Streptophyta; Magnoliopsida; Solanales; Solanaceae
Product: homeobox-leucine zipper protein HAT4-like
Exons: 4
Coding region: 88-987 (299 amino acids)
Biological process (GO): regulation of DNA-templated transcription
Cellular component (GO): nucleus
Molecular function (GO): sequence-specific DNA binding; DNA-binding transcription factor activity, RNA polymerase II-specific
Source: RefSeq, a predicted model, not a curated record